This is a messenger RNA of Paramecium octaurelia, 415 nucleotides long. Lineage: Eukaryota; Ciliophora; Oligohymenophorea; Peniculida; Parameciidae. The record is from the annotation of a GenBank genome assembly.
AUGAUAUAAUUCUAGAAAUAAUAAUUAGAAUAAAAUUAAAUUAAAGUUGAUUAUGAUAUUUGGGAGCUGUUUAAUAUUGUUAAGAAUAUUUUGAAUUACCUAAUUUAAGAGAAAAUAAGAGAUAGCAAAGAUAUCUGUUAAAAUUGGAAAUUCCAUAGAAAUAAUUUUAUGAAUAUCAAAUCUCAUAAAAUAGUAAGCCAUAGAAUUCUUAGGGAUAAGAAGAUUUAUUUUAUGGCAUUUGGUUAUAACAUUAUUAUAAAUGUUAAGCAACUUAAUCGGCAGGUAAAACAUAAAUUGUAGAGAAUACAGAAAUAGAGUCAAGAAUAAUGCCAAAAAAAUUUAUAGCUGUUUUUAGUAUUCUAAUUUCAAGAUUGUUUCCAAAAGAGAAUCAACAUUCCUUAUGAAGAACACUGAA